Carassius auratus (goldfish) is the source of this 1284-nucleotide messenger RNA. Its product is annotated as macrophage mannose receptor 1-like. The record is from RefSeq and is a predicted model, not a curated record. The transcript has 4 exons. NCBI's taxonomy places the organism in Eukaryota, Metazoa, Chordata, Actinopteri, Cypriniformes, Cyprinidae. Bases 1 to 1284 code for a protein of 427 amino acids.
AUGACGUGGCCAGAGGCUCAGCGUUACUGCAGAGAGAGAUUCAUUGAUCUGGCUACUGUAGACAGUAUGGAUGAUGUGAACAGGCUGGUAAAUGUAGUGGAUGCUGGAUACAAUGGAUCCGUUUGGAUUGGACUGAAGAGGGCAACACAGACCCGCUGGGCUUGGUCUAAUGGAGAAAACAAAACUUCUGAGUACUUCAACUGGGCUCCAGGACAGCCAAAUGAGGGUGCUUAUUGUUGCUUCAAACUCAGAUUUUUGUCUUCGCCUCUAUCAAUAGGAAAUGCUACAUACAUAAUACAGACUGCUAAAAACCAGAGCGAUGCUCAGAGCUACUGCAGACAGUAUUACACAGACCUGCCCACCGUCCACAACUCUGAGGAAAAUGACCAGAUUACUAAGAUUAUAAAACCUUCUAAUAACUUCUGGAUCGGUCUGUUCCUGGACUCUUGGGAAUGGUCUGAUACAUGGAGUCGCUUCUUCAGACACUGGGCAGCAGGUCCACCAUCAGCAUCUGGGGACUGUGUUGGCAUGUCAAGAACCAACUCUGGCAGAUGGGCUCAGUACAGCUGUAGACAACGGACUCCUUUUAUCUGCCAUGGAAGGCCUGUUGUACCCGAGUACCAGUUCAUGAAUCAAAGCAUGACAUGGCUGGAUGCUCAGAGUUACUGCAGAGCGAGGUUCACUGAUCUGGCCGCUGUUACAACUAUGAAUGAUGUGAACAGACUGGUAAAUACAGUGACUCCUGGACGCAGUGGUUCAGUCUGGAUAGGUCUCCAUGCUGUGGACGUGAAACGCUGGGUCUGGUCUAUGGGGGACAUCUCCCAGGAAAAUAUGUGGCAUCCAGGAGAACCCAAUGGUGAUGGAGAGUGUGUGAGGAGUUUUAAUGGAAGCUGGUAUGAUGAGAGCUGCAGCACCGUCCUCCCAUUUGUGUGUUUUAAUGACAGCGCUGGUUUGAUGAUUACACAUACUGCCGUCUCAUGGAGAGAUGCUCAGAGUUAUUGCAGACAACACCACACUGAUUUGGCGAGUAUCAGGCCAGAGCAGCAGAAUCUGAUUGGUCAUGAAUCAUCGCUCUGGAUCGGUCUGUUCCUGGACUCUUGGGAAUGGUCUAACCAAUGGAGCCACUUCUUCAGGCACUGGGCAGCAGGUCAACCAUCCCUGAGUUCAGGAUCUAGUAACUGUACCGGCAUGUCAUUAGCCGAUUCUGGAAAAUGGGCUCAAUACAGCUGUGAUGCACAGCAGCCUUUUAUCUGCUAUGGAGGCGAGUUUCAUUCAAACAAGUGA